Cynara cardunculus var. scolymus (artichoke) is the source of this 847-nucleotide messenger RNA. RefSeq names its product 11 kDa late embryogenesis abundant protein-like. Bases 29 to 529 code for a protein of 166 amino acids. Lineage: Eukaryota; Viridiplantae; Streptophyta; Magnoliopsida; Asterales; Asteraceae. The record is from RefSeq and is a predicted model, not a curated record. Gene Ontology annotation, biological process: embryo development ending in seed dormancy. The transcript has 2 exons.
GUUUUAUUCAGACAACAGAAAUAUCAGAAUGCAAUCAGCCAAGAAUGCAGCGGCGUCCGUCAAGGAGUCGGCGGCGAACAUGGCCGCCUCCGCCAAAGCCGGCAUGGAUAAGACCAAAGCCACCAUGCAAGAGAAGGGUGAAAGAAUGACUGCACACGAUCCGAUGCAGAAGGAAAUGGCGACGGAGAAGAAGGAGGCGAGGAAGAAUCAGGCCGAGUAUGAGAAGCAGGUGGCGCGUGAUCAAAACGCCGUACAGAGACAGGCGACAGAAGCCACCACCGGGACUGGGACGGGGACGGGGACGCACUCCUACUCCACCACCGGAGCCACUGGUUAUCCAACGGGAGGUCACCAGAUGUCAGCGUUGCCGGGACAUGGAACGGGAGAGCCAGCUGGACAUGUAGAGGAAGGGGUGGUUGGAUCUCAUCCGAUUGGAACUGCUACCGGCACCGGUACCACUUUGGCGGGACAUAACCCAAAAAUAGGUGGUGGUGCCGGUGGUUAUGGCACCGGCGGGGCUUACCGUUGAUGGGUGUGGAUUAGGCUUUUUAUUGUAGUUUUGGGUCUUUAUGAUUUCAAGUUAAGUUAUAAGUUGCGUUUUUGAGUGUCAAUGUUGUCUCGAGAAUCUUGGUAGGUCUAUAAUUCACUUGGUUGAAAAAAGAUGUAAUGAAUUUAGGCUACGUAAUGUUUGGUUUUUUUUGAAGUAAAUAAUAAAAGUUUAAAGGAAACUUAAUUAUUUGAAGCCUAAUUAUUGAAGUUCAUCUGAAUGUUUAGUACUUGAAUGUAGUAAUGCAAAUUUAGAAGGGAAAGGACAUAAUACGAAGCAUGAAGUUUGGAGUUUCCAUUA